Molecule: messenger RNA, 1119 nt
Organism: Rhagoletis pomonella (apple maggot)
Lineage: Eukaryota; Metazoa; Arthropoda; Insecta; Diptera; Tephritidae
Biological process (GO): regulation of DNA-templated transcription
Molecular function (GO): protein binding
Source: RefSeq, a predicted model, not a curated record
AAUCGGCUUGAGCGGUUUUGAUAAUCCCAUGCGUGAUGCUGAUACAAAAGUAGCGAAAAAAUCAGUCGGUGAAGGUUUCAAAAUUAAAAUGGAUGAUAUUGGUAAUAUACUUAUCAAACGUUAUGGCAAGAGCAAUGUCUUCGUACACAACACUUCAAUGGCUAACGAGGAGACGGUUAUUGGCGCGGAUAUAUUACAAAUGCCAAAUAUGGCGCUAGCGCCUGGCACAUCAGCAAAGCUCUUCGAUAUGCGCAAAUAUACGACUAAUAUAAAUCGUGAAUUCUCACGUUCAUAUCCGGAAAGUAGACGUCUGGAACGACAAUGCUUGUCAGCCAUUUCAUUAGUCAAAUCCAAUAAUAAUCUAAUCAAUAACCCGCUUUGGAUUCUGGUCAUUAAUAUAGUCGCUAUUGAUAUGCUGAAAAAUCGCUUGCAGGCGCUACCUAAGUCGCUGGAUGCGAUGGGUAUGCGUGUGCCGACAGCAGGCAGUGAGGAUCCGUAUUCAACCAUUGAGAGUCAGGUCGGUCUCAUUUAUCCCACACCUGCCGCUUCUGAUGACUCGAAUAAUUCAAAUAAUUCGAAUCAUUCGAAUCAUUCAAGUCAUUCGAGUAAAGGACGCCGUCGCAGCGUUUUUAAUGCAGGAUUUAUCGAUGAAAGCCCAUAUGUGCCAAAGCCCGAUUAUGAAGUCUAUAAUCAAUCAGUGCCAAUGCUCACGCCAACACAAAAGAGUAGUAGUAAAUCUGAACAACGUAAGAAACAAGAUGAUCCCUAUUAUUGUGGUCUACUAGCUCGUAUACCGAAUUUCAUUAAGUCUUCAAAGAAGAGUCCAAAACAGAAAGAGCCGAAAAUUUCGCGUAAAAUCUCUGCUUCACAACAACAAAUUGUCGAGCCGCAACCUGCACAACCGCUACCCAUUGCCACAUUUCAUCAGUAUCCGGCACACCAGCCACCCUACUAUCCAUAUAAAUUACUUCAUGCGCGACAUCAUCGACUCUCCCAAUCGCAGUUAUCAUUGUGGGAUGCGCGCAGCCUGAUUAGUGCGCAUGAGUAAGAGCGGGUAGUGGGGCAUUAGCGAUGCAACUAUGUAAACGGGCAGAAUGAAAUUGGAGAGAAUAAAUGUUA